Xenia sp. Carnegie-2017 is the source of this 722-nucleotide messenger RNA. RefSeq lists its product as uncharacterized. The annotation marks the transcript as partial. Lineage: Eukaryota; Metazoa; Cnidaria; Anthozoa; Malacalcyonacea; Xeniidae. The record is from RefSeq and is a predicted model, not a curated record. The transcript has 2 exons.
UGUACCAACAAAUUGAUGGUGUGGCUAUGGGCAGUCCAUUGGGCCCUCUCUUUGCUGAUAUAUUCAUGUCCUUUCACGAACAAUCCUGGCUUAAUAAAUGUCCUUCUUCAUUCAAAACACUACUUUACCGACGCUACGUUGACGACUGUUUUUUACUUUUUCAUUCCUCCGAUCAAGUCCCUCUCUUUCUUGACUAUCUGAACCGACAACACCCUAACAUCACAUUCACAGCUGAAGUCGAACAAAACAGAAAGCUCUCAUUUCUUGACAUUGAUAUCUCUCGUACUAAUGGAAAAUUCACCACUUCCGUCUACCGCAAACCUACUUUCACUGGCCUCUUCACCAACUUCCACAGCUUCAUCCCACUUACUUACAAAUUUUCACUAGUCUCCUGCUUACUUCACCGCAUCUUCAACCUUUGUUCUACUUACGAAAAUUUUCAUACACAACUCGAAUUUACCAGAAAGUCACUCACCAAAAACGGUUUUCCUUCACGUAUAAUUGACCAAAUCACACGUCGCUUCCUUAACAACACCUUUGCCCCUAAACCACCUGUCUUGACUGCUCACAAAAUGCCCAUCUAUUUCUGUCUUCCUUUCACCGGCAUACACUCCCUUCAAAUUCGCACACAAAUCAAUAGCCUUUGUGCUGCAGCCUUCCCACAUAUAUCUAUUAAAUUUGUUAGCUGCAACGCCUCGUAUGUGGGUCAAACCACACGUCAU